Molecule: messenger RNA, 921 nt
Organism: Phytophthora sojae
Lineage: Eukaryota; Oomycota; Peronosporomycetes; Peronosporales; Peronosporaceae
Exons: 1
Coding region: 1-921 (306 amino acids)
Source: RefSeq, a predicted model, not a curated record
AUGGCGGAAGGACGUGCACGGGCCAAGAUCACGCUCGCUGGAUCACUUGUGUAUUUUUUCGAUGUUUGGGUGGGUCCGCCGACCGGCGGUCAGGACUUAAUCAUCGGCAUGGACUUCAUGGUACCGGCGGGUAUCCGCCUCGCUCUUGCCGACGGGACAAUCUGCCUGCCAGACGAAGUGCGGAUCCAGCUCGCUGGGAGACGUCCGCUCUACGGAGACAAGGUGGAGCAGGUGACCUUGACCGGUUACCGCGAGAUCGACAUAGCGGGAUCCGUUGAGGUGAAGCUGCGCACAAGAUCAACAGAGCAUCAGAAACUCUGGGUUACGCGCGGCGAUCGGUGGGUGCCUACCGUGACUGGUGGACCGGACAAGAUCCGCUACUUGCAACUGACAAACGUGAGCGAUCGCGAGUUAGUGCUGCAUCAGGGUACGCGACUCGCGAUGUGGCUGGCCGGAGAUCGAGUGCCGCGCUCACCUGGGUAUGUCUCCGUUGGAUCUCGCAGGUACGCGGAGUGGCAGAACUUGGCGUACCAAGCAACCACCGACACUACCAAGGACGUGCCUGAGCCCGCCGACGUGCAGGGGUCUGCUGUGGAGCGGCCGCAGUACACAACGGCGAUCUUGACCCGGCCAGCGAAGAGAGCAGAGGUGGCCACUGUGCACACCGAGUGCGUGGCGUCCAAGCGCCCCAACGAUUCCAACCCGGAAGAGUCGUACGGCAACCCCACCGCGUCUUACUCGACGCCCGGCAGGGACGAGCAGCCCAAGAAUAGCGACGAAUUCGGCACGGGAGGAACGCGCCAUGAUUUCGCCACUUCGCAGGGGGCGGAGAGACCAUCGGGUGAUUACGACGCUGGGAAUACAGCCUGCGGCACGGAUUGUUUGGAAGAUCAAGGCUGCGAUCGGCCCCAGCCGGUGUGA